AUGUGUGAAGGCCAGGGAAGCCGUUGUUGGACUGGGGUUCGAGGCCUUAUGAAUCUGACAGAUUCGACUUUAGAAGACUUUGUUUCAGAAUUUAUUGCGGCAUGGAAGAGGGUGCAGUUAUGGGAGAUCUUCGGGAGCAUUGUUCUCAUCUACUUCACAUUCCGGCUCCUUCGACGAAUCCUUUUGCGCCGGAAAGUUCGACGUCUUUUGGCUGAAAAGCAGGAGCUUCUCCAGGAAGCUAGAGCACGACUUCUAGACCGCGUUCAAGGUGAUCCUCCUGCUUCCACUCUCAAGGAUCUCUCUGCUCUCGAAAUCCACGACCGGCUCCAAUUUCAGGAGAUGACUCCAUUUGAAGCACUUCGUAUUUAUCAAAAAAGGGUUGUCGAUGUUCUUGGCUCCAACUGUGUCUGUGAUGUGAUUGAGGAAGCCGAAGCAACCGCUAAGUCUAUUGACUCGAACUUUCACUCGCCCAUUCGUGGACUACCAGUUAGCGUGAAGGAGAAUAUCGCCAUUGCCGGUUACGAUUCCAGUAUGGGGUUGGUAAGCCGCCUUCUCAAACCUGUCAGGCGUGAUGGCGUAUUAAUUCAGGUUAUUCGUGGUGUUGGAGCCGUUCCUUUCGUUACAACAACCAUGAGUCCUACUGGUUAUUGUCUUGAUGGUUCAACGGAAAUUUUUGGGAAGCAACGGAACCCUUAUGAUGCCAAACGCCUUACUGGUGGGAGUUCGAGUGGUGAGGCGGUUCUAAUCGCCAAAGGCGCAUCACCUCUUGGUUUCGGGACAGAUCUUGCAGGCAGCGUUCGCUUGCCCGCCGCGUUUUGUGGUAUAUGUGCCCUUAAGCCGACCACCCAUCGUGUAAGCACAAUGGGUGUAGAAUCUGUCUCCGAGACUGGAUGUAUUGGCCUGCGUCCCGUCUUUGGUCCUAUGGCUAGGCAUACGCGUCUCCUCACCGAUGCUAUGCGAGCUAUUCUCACAUCCGUUAUGUUUAAUCUAGAUCCGCGCACUCCUCAUCUUCCAUUCCAUGAAGGUGUUUUCUCGUCCAGCAAACCUCUCUUGAUUGGAUUCUACACUAAUUUUGGGGGGGACAUUGCUAUGAAGGUUGUUCCUUCUGUCGAAUCUGCUCUUUUUCGUGCAAAAGCUGGUUUACAGGCUAAAGGUCACACAUUGGUGGAUUUCGAGGUGCCAGAACCCAACAAAGUAGUCUGUCUUACUGUGAAAAGCAUGCUAGGUGAUGGGGGAGUUGCCUUCUGUGAGGCCGCGCGCUGCGAGCCUGCUAAUCCGCGUCUUCGACGUACUCGCUUUCUCCUCGGAGUACCUGCUCUGCUGAGACGAAUGGUUGGGUGGUUUGUUUCCACCUUCUUCAGUAAGUCGAUCGGUGCGGUGUUUCAUGCGUCGACGGGCUGUCAAACGGCUUUGGAGGUGUUUACCGUUUCGAAAGAAGUCGAGACGUAUCGAGAGGAAUUUGCAAAGGCUUGGGCGGCUGCGAAAAUUGAUGUUCUUCUCGGUCCCGCUUUUCCCUUUCCCGCUCCACUUGAGGGCACUCCGGAUGUACUGCUAGCCGGUGCUGUGACUUUUACAUCGAUCUACAACCUAUUGGACUACCCUGCCGGUGUGGUUCCGGUAUCGAAGGUCAAUGAAAGUGACGUGGAAGCCUGCAGAAAGCUAGAAGGUGAGUAUCGAAAAGCUGGAGACUGGUUGAAUGCUACUCAUGCGAAGCUACAGAGUGAUACGAAGGGACUUCCAGUUGCGGUGCAGGUGGUUGGGAAGCCAUUUGAUGAAGAGACGGUAUUAAGAGUGAUGAAGGAGAUUGAGGAGAGUCUUCCUCUGGAGUAG
Molecule: messenger RNA, 1830 nt
Organism: Echinococcus granulosus
Lineage: Eukaryota; Metazoa; Platyhelminthes; Cestoda; Cyclophyllidea; Taeniidae
Product: Fatty-acid amide hydrolase
Exons: 3
Coding region: 1-1830 (609 amino acids)
Biological process (GO): fatty acid catabolic process
Molecular function (GO): amidase activity; fatty acid amide hydrolase activity
Source: RefSeq, a predicted model, not a curated record